Molecule: messenger RNA, 1339 nt
Organism: Ruditapes philippinarum (Manila clam)
Lineage: Eukaryota; Metazoa; Mollusca; Bivalvia; Venerida; Veneridae
Exons: 3
Coding region: 78-1124 (348 amino acids)
Source: RefSeq, a predicted model, not a curated record
CAUACAUGUAAUUUAGAGGCGUUCCGAAUAACAACUUACCCCCCUUUAAAUAUGGUUGGUAAAUAGAUAACAAAAUUAUGUUUCGUUUCGUUAAACAUCUUAACUUCGUAUCAAGAUCUUACGCUUGGAUUUCUGUUCGUUUUCAUGCUCAGGAAAGUACACACAUCUGUAAAAGGAAAAUGACAACAGAAUCGGUCGAAAAACAUUGGAUAACUAGGAUAAACAAUCAAAUGAAUUAUGAGAGAAAAUUUUACAGUCCAGAAAAGGUUGUUGUGACCAUACCAACACUGCACUUCCAAGCAUUUGACAUUUACUUGUCCAGGACACAAAUAAAGCCAUGGAACAUAGUUGAUUUGAUUGUAUCAGCUAGAUUGUUCACACAGUACCCUGUCAAACAUGCAGGAAACCCUGGCGACUCUGUUGUUGACACACACCUGUUAAUGAAAGAAAACAUUCUGUUCUUUGUGGCAAUGAAAGUUGAUAUAAAUAGAAUCUUCCAUGAUCCGGAAACUCCAAAAUUUCCAUUGAGCAUCGAAGCGGAGGUGACACAUGCAGGAAAUUCUUCAUCAAGACGAUUGUACACUGUUAAACAUCCGAGUAUAUCAACUCCUUACAUAACAUGCCAAUGUGAUGAUGUACUAGUUAGUAAAAGCAACAGGCAGCCUGCUAUGUUUCCUGAUUGGUGGAAGAAGAAAUAUUCUAAGUUGGUGAAACCUAAAGAAAUAUUCAAGAAACCUUCAAUACAUGAUGGAGCUUACACGAAAGAUUACAACAUGAAAGUUGAAUUUGAACAUUUAGAUCACAACUCACAUACAACAACUAGCGCGUAUUUGAAAUUCUCGAUAAAUGCAGCAUUUCAAACUGUUAGAGAUAAUCCGUCUGGUUAUAUUUCUAUUGAACACAUGCGUGCAGGACUAAAGUCCAUAACAAUGUUCUUUCAUGGCGAGUCAAACUUCGGCGACACGUUGAAUGUGAAAACAUCAGAAAACUGUUGCCAUGGUAACAUUAUGUUGGUUGAAAUUAGAAAUCUUUCAAGAGAUAAGACAGGAAAUGAUGGACUUUGUUGUUCUGUUGUAUUAGAAUUCUAUGAACCAAUGGAGUCAGAAAAUUGUUCAAAAUUGUGACAAGUUUCAUACAAUAUUUUAAAAUCUUAUCUUACUUGAUGUCAAAAAAUAAUAAUUAUUUGAAAGUAUUUACUGAAAAAAGUAACUAAGUCAUGGUGAUUUUUACACCUUAGUAUUAAAAUUUGUCAGUAUAACAAAGUUAUAUUGUAAACGGUUUGAGUAUUUAUUAUUUUAUGCAGAAAAAUACAUCAUAAUUAAAGCUGUUGUUUCUCAUG